This is a messenger RNA of Fusarium oxysporum Fo47, 1716 nucleotides long. RefSeq lists its product as uncharacterized. NCBI's taxonomy places the organism in Eukaryota, Fungi, Ascomycota, Sordariomycetes, Hypocreales, Nectriaceae. The record is from RefSeq and is a predicted model, not a curated record. Gene Ontology annotation, biological process: Golgi organization; endoplasmic reticulum to Golgi vesicle-mediated transport. Gene Ontology annotation, molecular function: small GTPase binding. The coding region runs from base 1 to 1716 and encodes 571 amino acids. Gene Ontology annotation, cellular component: Golgi apparatus. The transcript is spliced from 3 exons.
AUGGAGAUUCGAGAACGUGUCCUAACCCAUGGGGCCUCGCUUCCUACUCGUGCAGGGUCGUCAAAAAAGAAGAACAACAAGAAGAAGAAGAACGCCAACAAGAACAAGGCUGCUGAGCAACCUGUUAGUGGUAGUUCAGACCCUCAACAGGGUUCAGAUAAAGAGACCCUCGAAGACGAGCCCGAGACACCCACUCAGCCCGAAACUCCAGUCAAUGCAGACGCAGUCAAUGCAGACGAAGUCGUAAACGAAGAAGCUCCUCCUGCCUACAGUAACGGGCAUGCCGUAGAGCCUAAGGCUCAGAGCAACGGGCUCACACCCCCUCCAGUUGAUGGCGAAAAGGAAAAGCCCGACGAUUCAGAUACCUCCGCCAAGCUAGAGGCCAUGAGCCAGGAACGAGAGGCCUUGCGGGCCGAGGUCGAACAGCUACGGAAGCAGCUCGAGAAUAUCCAAGAGACGCAUAGCAAUGAAGUCACACAACUCAAGAGCGAUCUAGAGGAGAGCAAUGCUGCCAAGGAGAAUGCCGAAGAAGAAUACCAGACCCUUCUUGGUCGAGUUGAGAAGAUUAAACAGACGCUGAGCGACCGGUUCAAGCGUGACAAGGCAGAGCUCGAAGAAAGCAAAGAGCGUAUAGAAGAGCUCGAGGCAGAGAAUGAGGAACUAAGAAAUAACGCUGUAUCGUCUGGAGACGAUGUCGCCAAGCUAAAGGAGGAGCUACAAGAUGCGACCAGGGAGCUCAACACUCUUCGAAGUCGCAACAACCUAUCAGCACAAAACUGGAGCAAGGAGAAGGAAGAAUUGGUCCGACAUGUUCAACAUCUUAAGGAGGAGAUGGAGACCACAGCCAAUGCCAUGGGCGAAUGGGAAGUUAUCGCCAUGGAAGAGCGAUCCAUUAAGGAGAGCUUGGUCGACAAGGUCUCGGAGCUAGAGGAACAAGUUACUAUCCUACGACAAAACUACGAGAACGCCACUACAGAGCGAGAGAGCCAAACGACCCUUAUCGAAAACCUACAGAACGCCCUCCGCGAAAUCCAAGAUGCUCGCAAGAAGGAGCUUCGCGAUAUGGUCGAAACAACCGAGGCGCAAGUCCAAGCUCUCAAGAAACAGGUGCAAGAAGCCGAUGCCCGCGCAAAGGAAGCUGAAGAAGCCAAACAAACGCUCUCACAAGAGCUUGAGCGAACAGCGCCUUACGAGAAGGAGGUCAAGGAGAAGAACCUUCUCAUUGGAAAGUUGAGACAUGAGGCGAUUGUGUUGAACGACCACUUGACGAAGGCACUACGGUACCUCAAGAAGACAAAGCCGGAAGACAAUGUUGACAGACAAAUCGUCACAAACCAUCUCCUCCACUUCCUCACACUCGACCGCGGUGACGCCAAGCGUUUCCAGGUCCUCCAAGUAAUGGCUGGCUAUCUCAACUGGACAGACGAGCAACGAGAGCAAGCCGGUCUCGCUCGUCCAGGCACAUCAUCUAAUUCUCUCCGCCUACCCAUGUCACCAUUUACACGCACACCAAGCUCACCAUCUCUCAGCACCGAUCUCUUCAACGAGUCAACAUCGGCCAAAGACAAAGAGUCUUUGUCUGAGCUAUGGGCAAACUUCUUGGAGCGCAGCGCACAGGAGGGCGCUCUGGAAACACCAAGUAGGAAGGGUAGCACUAGCAGUGCUGCUACGGGACCAGUGAGGCCAGAGUCGACAAGGCCGGAGUCUAAGACAUAA